Molecule: messenger RNA, 2812 nt
Organism: Lepisosteus oculatus (spotted gar)
Lineage: Eukaryota; Metazoa; Chordata; Actinopteri; Semionotiformes; Lepisosteidae
Gene: gtse1
Product: G-2 and S-phase expressed 1
Cellular component (GO): microtubule cytoskeleton; cytoplasmic microtubule
Molecular function (GO): microtubule binding
Source: RefSeq, a predicted model, not a curated record
UUAAACGUAGGUAUCAGUAUUUGAAUUUUUGUUUUGGUAGUAUUCCGGUUGAAGAGGCUCAAUUGUUAUGUAGUUAUAUAUGCUUCGUCAGUAUUAUAAUCACCGUUGUAUAUAAAAAAACCUUGAUUAUAUAAUUUAUGAUCUUCUAUAAAAUUUAAGUGUUUUGUUCCGUGUAGUUUACUUCUGUAACUACCGUGAGUUACAGAAGUAACUCAGUUUUACGCCUACAUAAAGGAUACAAAUUUAAAUUGUUUAAUGUUUUAUUUAGGCAGCUAAUGUACGUCGCUUAACGCUUUGUAUAAUAUAUCAAAAGAGGUUUACAAAAGCAUUUUGUCUGUUUUUGCGCAUUUUUGCCCAGACUAUAUCUGAGGCAGGCGGCCUGUACUACGCUGGCGAAUCUCUUAGUUUCGCUGGAUUUCUCUUUUACUUAAGGCAAUACUUUCUGAAAAUGGAUUCUCUGAUCAACAAUGAUUUUGUGCUCCUUACUGAUGAGAGGUUUGACUUCGACAUUUCAUUGUCACCUGCAAGUGGAAAUGGCGAUGACGAGAACGACGACGAAGUAUUUGUGGGUCCAGUCUGUCACAAAGAGAAAUGUGUUGCAGCUGGAAUUAAGGUCCAAGUGAAAGAAAAAGAAAAUUGUCAAAUGGAACAGAGUGAUGAGUGUGCAAAUUGGAGUCCAUUAACUGGGGAUAAGUUUGUUGAGAUUUUUAAAGAAGCCCAUUUACUGGCCAGGCAAUUUGAAAAAAGCAUUGAUAGCACACACAAAAAAGAACUCAACGGUGGUAAAAAUGAAGUGGUUGAAAAGUUUGUUGAAGAUUCUAAAUCUAAAAUAAACAUAUUUAAUACACCAAAGAACGCUGCUUUAAGUCCAAUCAAGAGAGAAACAUUUUGUGUUCAGGACAGCCCUUUACAGCAGCUUCCUCCAGUGGUUCAGCGACGUCUCUUGGGGUCAAACUCUGCUAAAAGUCCUUCACAAAAGACUUCCAGUGGGCAUAGUCCAGCCAGGCUAUGUAAAAACCAAGGACAGAAACAAAAUCUAGGACGUAAGGCUGCAUUAUCCAAUGGCCACACCAGUCGAGUGCUUCCCAGCAGACCACUAGCUCCAGCAGUGAGUGGACAAAAUAUAAGAGGACACUUGGCUGUAGAGAAGAAAGCUGUUCUGAAACACAGUCCAACAAGAGGUUGUUACAGUGGUGCAGACUCUUCUGAGGAUCUCCAUUCCAACAACAUUACUACUGCUUCAAAUGUGAGUGAAACAUCCUUAAAAUCCAGUAUUUUGGAAAAGAAGAACGUUCCAGUGCCCAAAAAGGUGGGAUUGGUUAAACCACAGGCAAUUAAACCACCAGAAGUACAGAAUAGAAGUACUGGUGGUGAAAAAAGAAAUAAAACAUCUUCCUCUUCCUCUUCUUCAGUGUCAAGCCUUAACUCUAGCCUUUCCAUAUCCCCUCUUGGAAAUGGUAAACCUAAUGCAUCAGUAAAUCUGAUGAAUAAAACAAAGACUCGGAUAUCUUCUAAUGUAAAUGGACAACAACCACCUUUGGCUGGUGGAAAAUUAUCCAUGUCAUCCCAACUUAAAAAAUCUGUGGUCCUUCCUUCAAAACUUGUAAAAUCCACAAGCCUAAAUAAGCUUUCAACUCCACUGAAAAAACAACAUUCUACAAAUCCUCAUCAAACUCCUGCAAAAACAAAUGCAGACCGGUUAAGUUCACUUCCAAGUAUGCUUCAUUCAUCAACACAAAACAAAACUGAAAGUGGAGUAAAAAGAAGUCCAAAACUUAAAGAAUUUAUAGCACCUACACCAACAGGGUACAUCAAAGGACCUCAUCCUUCAGGGGUUUCUUCUCCUGAAAAUGCAUCAAGAAUUAUGAAGCCAAAAAGACUGAUGUCAUGUGGUAAUAAUGAAAGUGAUGGUCAGCAAAACGUGGCUACAAAUAUUUCAGCAGAUUCUUUUCAAAUUCUUAAUCUACCUGCAAAAUCUGUUUUGGCAAUGUCAAAACUGAGGCGCUCUUCUGCUUUGCCAACUCCGGUAAAAAGACGGGUGUCUGGAAUCCCAGCACCGACCCCCAAAAGUGCAACAAGACGUUCAGUGUUCAGUCUUACAUGUGAAAAAUUAGAAGCACCUCUGUCUACCAAGAAGGAUAAUUUCAGAAGUCCAUUACAAGCAAAGGAAACACCUCAAAAAGUUAAUCUUCCGUCCAGCUCCGAGCCUGUAAAAGAGCCUUAUUACCUUUCACCAAUACCACUAUGCUCUCUGGAUUUUUCACCGGAAAAACCUGUUAAACCUGAUGCAUCUGCUAAAGCAGUGAGCCCACAAACACCUGCACAGACUUCAGUCAAGAAUUGUGAUGAAACAUCUGCAAACAUAGCAGUUCAGAGUCCUGACAUACCUGAAGACUUUUCAAAAGAGAAUACAUUUAAGAGUGCUGAUAAGAUUUUGCUUAUUGAAGUGGAUGCUCCACCUCCUGUUAGGUUGGAAGACAGACCACUGAUUGACCUUUCCAACACACUAGACUUGAUUAAACUAGUGCCAAUUAAGCCAGCUGAGCACGGACAGCUAAUUGACCUGAGUUCUCCACUAAUAACUUUGAGUCCUGUGGCCAGAAAGGAAAACAAAAUGGAUUCACCAUUGAUCAAGUUUUAAUGUUUUAAAAUGUUAUUGUAAGAAGACUAAAAGCUAAUGAUUAACACAUACUGUAACAGUGACAUGAUUAUGAAACUAUAAUUGAAUUUGCUAAAAUUGAGUUUUUAUGCAUAUUUUAUUAAAUCAGGUGAAUUUAUAAAAUUAGUGAAUUAAAAACUCUUAGAACUUUAA